Haemonchus placei is the source of this 318-nucleotide messenger RNA. The record is from the annotation of a GenBank genome assembly. Lineage: Eukaryota; Metazoa; Nematoda; Chromadorea; Rhabditida; Trichostrongylidae.
AUGACCGUCGUUGAAAAUUGUCAAGUGUCACGCGAAACUGAUGUCCGAACCGAACUGAAUACCAAGGCCAACGACAUUGGGCAUACUCAAAAGCAGGCAAACAAAGAAAUGAUGUCGUCGUUCGUCUUCGCAUUGUCACCGGGUGAUGACCGUGCCGGCUGGCUGUGGAUGAGCCAGAAAUACUUUUCAGUAAACAAUGAAAAUACUCUUGACAGAAGCACCUCUGAUCUGGUCCGAAUGCAAAUACGUUGGUAUGUGCAGGUUCUUGUUGCUGGCUGGUUUACUCAAUCAAUGCAGCUUGUGGGAGACUGGCUUUGA